AACUGCAUGCGGUCAGCUCUCGAUAGUAACUUACCUGCAUGAACUUUGACCUACUUCCUGUUAAACAUCGUGUACAAAAACAACGCCCCCGAGAUCCAAAGUCCACCAAUAUCGCGGGAUAAAGUCACCAGAGAAGUUCCAGUAUGACUGAAUUUGAUCCCAGUAAGAUGUGGGUUGAACUCCACCUUCACCUGGAUGGUGCAGUCCGAACAGACACACUGUUCGAUGUUGCCAAGCGCCGCGGCUUGUCGUUGCCUGCAGACACGGUGGAUGGCUUGGUGCCGCAUGUCAGCAUGGACAAACCAGGCAAGAUCGCCGCCAUGUUCCACGCUUUCCAGACCCUGCUACCAGUCAUCAGCGGUGACCGAGCUGCUAUUCGCAGGAUAGCUUACGAGUUGUGUGAGGACGAGGCUCAACAAGGAGUGGUGUACUUUGAAACCCGUUACUGCCCACAUCUACUCACAAGUAAUCACACAGGUGAGAGUGGGGAUGACCCAACAGUAGCUGAGGUUGUGGAGCUUGUGAAUGCAGGUCUGAAGCGGGGGAGUAAAGACUUCAACAUACAGGCCAGGAGUCUGCUGUGUGCCAUCAGGGAACAUCCAGAGUGGUCCCAUGAGAUGGUGGAGCUGUGUGGUAAGUACAGCAGUGAUGGAGUGGUGGGGGUGGAUCUGGCAGGAGGGACAGUGGGAUACAAGGAGGAUGCUAACCUACCUCAUAUCAAGGCCUUCCAGGAGGCAGAAAGUCUGGGAGUCCAUCGAACAAUACAUGCAGGCGAGGUCGGAGGGCCAGAAAUAGUUGAAGAGGCAGUGACACAGAUGCACGCAGAACGUAUUGGCCAUGGAUAUCAUGUCUUGGAUGAUGAGGACUUGUAUCAACGGCUCAAGAAAGACGGCAUACAUUUCGAGGUGUGUCCAGUGUCUAGCUACAUGACAGGGGCUGUGCAGACAGAAUUCUCACAACAUCCAGCCAAGAGGUUUGCCAAAGAUGGAGCCAACUUUUCCCUCAGUUCUGAUGAUCCCAGGGUCUUCCUCACAUCCCUCGCUCGAGAACGGGACUUUGUGAAAGAGAAUUGGGGCUUUGACGAUGCCUUGAUUUCUACCCUGAACCUGAAUGCAGCUCAAGCAUGUUUCCUACCAGAGGCUGACAAAGACAGACUUGUCAAACAUAUCCAGAGUCUGCAAUGACCCUGCUACACAGACAUCUUCACUUAGUACACAGUAAAUUUUGCGCUCAGUGAGCUCCGGGGAGGCCAUACUUUUUUGGAUACUCGAAAGUGGAUUUUAUAAUGUACUUAAAUUAGCAAUUCGAGUAUCUACUCGGUGUAAGAUGUAAAUUUUAAAAUUUAUGUGGUCUAUAUACAUGUACAAGAUGUUUUCAACCAAGAGGAAUGAUAUUUACUAAUGUUUUUAUUGUGAUUAAAAAUGAGAUGACAUUCCUGUUUACAAAUUCCUCCUAUGGUUCAAAUUUGUCUCAAUGUUACCCAACAUAAAAUGUAGCCCUAAAUCUUAGUAAUUUUAUGCGGCCAAUAAUAUUUUAUUGUUUUAACAGUGAAUAUGAGGGUGAGGUGCAAAAUGUACAUUAAAUUUUGUAAGUCAGAGAAAUCAAGUGUGAUGAAAUCUUAUGAAACAAAAGGUAAGUUAGCUUUGUUGUUAAGGUUAAUUUGUCUAUUUUAUGUAAAAUGUUAGUAAAUGUAAAUUUGAAAUGUUUUAACAAAUUCAUCUUGUUUUACCAUAUAUAGAACCAUUUUUGUCAUUUUUACAUGUAGUAUCAGUAAAAUAUAAUCUCUAGAUUAUUGGACUAUCAGAAUAUGAUUUACUUGAUGAUUACGACAUGUAUAUUAUAUUAAGCAAACAAAUAAACAAUUUGGU
Molecule: messenger RNA, 1868 nt
Organism: Branchiostoma floridae (Florida lancelet)
Lineage: Eukaryota; Metazoa; Chordata; Leptocardii; Amphioxiformes; Branchiostomatidae
Product: adenosine deaminase-like
Exons: 11
Coding region: 144-1184 (346 amino acids)
Biological process (GO): hypoxanthine salvage; adenosine catabolic process; inosine biosynthetic process
Cellular component (GO): external side of plasma membrane; cytosol
Molecular function (GO): adenosine deaminase activity
Source: RefSeq, a predicted model, not a curated record